AUGUUCGGAAAGAAGGAUCCAGAAAGAGUGCACCUGGUGACGGAAACCGGGAACAUGUAUACCAUCACCAUGGGGAGCUCACCAGACCGAGAGGCACUGCGAAUAGACAGCAGUGGGGAUGUCAAGCACUGUCACGAUAACAGCCAUGCGCAGGAAGACCGCGAGCGAGAGAAGAAAGUGGCCAGGAAGCGUCUGUAUGUGGUCUCCGUCAUCUGCUUGAUUUUCAUGGUUGGGGAGAUCUUAGGUGGGUACUUUGCAGGCAGCCUGGCUGUGAUGACAGAUGCGGCCCACCUGCUGGUGGACUUGACCAGUUUCAUCAUCAGCCUGUGUUCCCUGUGGCUCUCCUCCAGACCCGCUACGCACAAACUCAGCUAUGGCUGGCACCGCGCAGAGAUCCUGGGUGCAUUGCUGUCUGUGUUCACCAUCUGGCUGGUGACGGGUGUGUUGGUUUAUCUGGCGGUGGAGCGCAUCAUCAGUGACGAUUACACCAUCGAGGGCACUGUCAUGCUCAUUACCUCCAGUUGUGCAGUGUUGGCCAAUAUCAUCAUGGCCUUCACCCUCCACCAAUCCGGCCAUGGCCACAGCCACGGGGGCCUCGGUUCACAUGGGCACAGCCAUAAUCACAAGGAGGGCCAGGGAAACCCCCCAACGCCAGACCUCACCCACUCCAACGGUGACUACGAUGAUGUAGAUGUGGAGCAAAAAGGAACGGCUCAUGGGAGGGUCAACCAGGCGAACGCCAGUGUACGGGCGGCUUUCGUCCAUGUGGUGGGAGACUUGCUUCAGAGUGUAAGCGUGCUGGUCAGCGCCAUCAUCAUCUUCUUUAAGCCAGAGUAUAAGAUAGCUGACCCCAUCUGUACCUUCCUCUUUUCCGUAUUUGUACUGGGCACCACAUUCACCAUCAUGAGAGACAUAGUCAUUGUCCUGAUGGAAGGUACUCCUGCAGGAGUGAAGUACAGUGAGGUGAGGGCACGUCUGCUAGCGGUGAAGGGGGUGACAGCGGUCCACAACCUUCACAUUUGGGCUCUCACCAUGAAUCAGGCUGUGCUGUCUGUACACGUGGCCAUAGACGAGUCGGUGGAUGCCCAGACAGUCCUCAGAGAGAUGACGCAAACCUGUUUCUCCUCAUACAACUUCCACUCAGUUACCAUUCAGAUGGAGAAACAGGCAGACCUGAAGCCUGGGUGUGUUCUGUGUGAGGACCCCAAGAUGUAG
Molecule: messenger RNA, 1215 nt
Organism: Lampris incognitus (smalleye Pacific opah)
Lineage: Eukaryota; Metazoa; Chordata; Actinopteri; Lampriformes; Lampridae
Gene: slc30a8
Product: solute carrier family 30 member 8
Exons: 9
Coding region: 1-1215 (404 amino acids)
Biological process (GO): zinc ion transmembrane transport; response to glucose; insulin secretion
Cellular component (GO): plasma membrane
Molecular function (GO): zinc ion transmembrane transporter activity
Source: RefSeq, a predicted model, not a curated record